AUGGCUUCUCUGAAGUCCUUCCUCGCCCUUCUUCUCCUCCUCCUUCUUGCCUUCGCUUCCGAUUCUGCCUCCUCCCGACCCAUCAUCCGAAUGUUUCCGAGAAAAAACCUUCUUCGGUUCAACGACGAUACCAACCUAUUAUGUGAGGGUUGGAAAUAUUCGUUCGAAGUCAAUAACCUAAUUACAAAUUUCACCAGUCCGAAGGAGUGUGUUCCAUUCCUUAAGCACUACUUCGACUAUAUCGACAAUGGCGGUCGUUAUUCUGUCGACCUGUACUAUGCCAUUGAAUAUGCGUAUGAAUACGCAGAGACGGUGAAGCUCAGCUCCGACGGGAGAGAUGCUUGGAUUUUUGGUGUGGAUGACACUCUACUCUCUACUUUGCCAUAUUACCAAGAACGCGGAUAUGGGUCGGAGACUUUCAAUGAAACUGAUUUCAAUGAAUGGAUGGCAAAGGCCGAUGCACCUCCAGUUGAAUUCACUUGGGCGCUAUACCGAAUACUUCAAGACCUUGGCUUCAAGAUUAUCAUAUUGACUGGCAGAGACGAAUUUACAAGAGGUUUCACACAACAAAACCUUCUCAAGGCUGGCUAUUCCAAUUGGGAGAAGCUUAUCAUGAGGGGAAUUUCGGAUCAAGGUAAAGAUGCAAUUGUGUAUAAAUCAGAAAUGAGAGCUAAGUUGGUGGGUGAAGGAUAUAGAUUGCACGGGAACACAGGAGAUCAGUGGAGUGAUGUUUUAGGGCUUACACCAGCUGCACGUUCCUUUAAAUUUCCUAAUCCUAUGUAUUAUGUCCCUUAAAUUAAAUUGUAUGCUUAAUCCUAAGUUUCUAUCAAGUAUGAACUGAAUAUUUAAAUAAAUUAUCUCAAAAUAUUAUAUCUUGAGAUAGUUGUCUUA
Molecule: messenger RNA, 891 nt
Organism: Momordica charantia (bitter melon)
Lineage: Eukaryota; Viridiplantae; Streptophyta; Magnoliopsida; Cucurbitales; Cucurbitaceae
Product: acid phosphatase 1
Source: RefSeq, a predicted model, not a curated record